Messenger RNA from Eublepharis macularius, 2568 nucleotides. Its product is annotated as collagen alpha-2(I) chain-like. The record is from RefSeq and is a predicted model, not a curated record. Bases 1 to 2568 code for a protein of 855 amino acids. NCBI's taxonomy places the organism in Eukaryota, Metazoa, Chordata, Lepidosauria, Squamata, Eublepharidae. The transcript is spliced from 2 exons.
AUGGGCUGGACGCAGCCACUUUCGCGUAAGCGGUGCGGGCCGGGCGGCCCGGCCGCCGCAAGUGCGGGCCCUGCGCAGCGGGGGCUGGCUAGGGCCGCAGUCGAGGCCCCCACCGGGGGGCCUUUCGGGGUGGCGGCGUGGCAGCAGCAGGCCAGGGCCGCACCUACGGGCCCACUCGCGGGGCCUUUUGGAGCGGCGGCCGGGGCGGGCUGCCCGGCUGCCGCUGUGCGGGGGUGUGGCAACAGCCACCCGCGCCCGUGGCUCAGGCCUGCAGAGGGGUCUCUGCUUCCCUGCGGCGGCAUCGGACGGGCCGCCUGGCCGCUGCACGCACGGGCCCGGCAUGGCUGCGGCUGGCUCGGGCUGCAGCCGAGCACACGCCGGGGGGCCUUGCAUGGGGCCUUGCAUGGUGGCCGCGCCUGGCCGAGGCCAGGGCGCCGCCUGAGCAGGGCCGGCGGGGCCGGCCCGGGCCUUAGUCUCAAGCCUCGCGGCAGCCUGUCAGGGCGGUGGCACGGGGAGAGCCGCCCGGCCACCUCACAUGCUGGCGCGCCAGUGGCCGGUCUACACCCAUGGCCCCUGGCCCACGGGGGGCCUGUCCCGGUCGCAGCGCAAGGUGGGCUGCCCGCCUGCGGCCAGAGCUGGGCGGGCGCGCUGCCUGGCCACCGCCCUGGGAUCCGGCGAGGCUGCAUCCGACGCGGGGGGCUUUUGUUCAGCAGUGGCACGCACGAGCGGGCAGGCAUGGCCUCCAAGGGGGCUGACACCGUGCGGUGCCAUGCCGUCCUGACCCGGCAAUGCCCCUCUGAGCGGGGGCGCAGGAGGGCUGCUCGGCCGCCGCCCAUCGGGGCCAGAGCAGCCUCUGCCGGCCGACGUUCGGGCCGACAAGGGACAUCUCGGAAGCGGCGCCAGACCGCCCAGAGCCCCCGCGUGGUGGCCUUUCCUGGGUCAACUGCCACAGUUCUGUGUGGCAGCAAGCGCUGCGGCCCCAGCUCGGUGCAGGGCACACUCGGCGGCAGGCCGUCGCCGGGUCACCGGUGCUUUUCUGGCACCGGGCCUCUCAGGCAAUCGGCUCAGCUGCUGAGAGGCCUGCAGCAUGCCCCCGGCCCCGGGGGGCUUAUCACCAUUGGGGCAGCAUUGGCGGCUGACGGGGCGGCCUGGCGCCAGGUGCCAGGCCAUGCCCGGCAGGCUCAGCAGUUAUGGCCAAGGGGGCGCUGCCCCAGGCAGGCCUUCCUUGACGGCCGCACCCGGCAGCAUGCCGCAGACCGCCUCGCACGGCGGGCUUUCUCCGCCUGCGCAGGCGGGAAGUUUCCUGGUGGUAGCGCAAAGGGGAAAAGCAGCACCCGAGGCCGCUCGUCAGCUCUGUUUUGGGUAAGUCCGGGGCCGGGGGAGGCCCCAGUGGGGGCAGCACUAGCCGGCCCGGGCGAGGGAGCCGAUCGACGAGUGCCGCUGGCAGGCGUCACCCGCUGCCAGGAGAAGCCGGCCAAGUACGCAGUUACCAUUGGACUUUGGGAGGCUGUGAGUUCACAGAGGUGGUGCAGGCAGCUUACCCCGAGGGUGCCCAGUGCCCGUCAGGCGAAGGAGGGAGGUCAUGCGCCUCUAAGACGCAGCGAGCGAAGAGGACACACAAGAAACAAGACGGCACAACCGGAAGGAGACACCCAGCAACGAGAUUACACGUGGGGCCAGCCAGACAGCUUGGGAGGACUGCAGGCAAUCAACAGCGGAGGCAUGGGGGGAGCGUGCCAGGGCCGCGGCGUCAAGGCACAAGCAUCACGUGGCGAGUCGCCACUGCAGCGAGUCGAUGCAAGGAGGCAGCGCUUGAUCAGGUGCUGCCGGGAUGACAUGGGGCCAGGUGGCCAGGUCCGCCACCCACGGAGGGACAGCCCCAGCUGCUCCGGAACCCCUCUGGGCUCGUCUGGAGGCGAUGGCGGGAGCAGAGCCAGGGGGCGAGGGGGGCCAGAUCGCCGGCGGCAGGGUCAGGGCGCUGCCGCUGGUCCGCAGAAGCAAGUCGAUCAGUGCGGGAGACUGUGGUCUCGCGCCCGCACGGCAGCCCCUCGACAGCGCAGCAGCCUGGGCCACAGCAGGGACGUUACUGGGUGGCUGCCACUUUCCCUCGGGGGGGGCUCACAGAGGCUUCGGAUUUCGUGCGUGGGCCUUCAGGUCGCCACAGAUGGGCCCAACUUCAGGGGUGCGGGACAUGCCGGCCGCGUUGGCGGCCAGGAGCGAAUGGGAAAACAGGCAGGGCGCAUGGCGGGCCCCCCCCGACUCACCCCUGGGAACUAUCGGGGAAUCCCCCUGGCGGGGGACGGAGCAAGUACACCUCGUACGGGGGGCCUGGGGCGGCACCUCUCGGCCGCUGCAGAUCCACCCAAAGGCUGGGGGCCCCUCCCGGGAGCCCCAAAAUUCCUAGGCAAAGAGCGGGGGGUCAAGGCCAUGCCAUGGGGCCGCGCGGUGGCCGUGGCGACUGUAGAGGCCUUUGGUGCAAUCCUUGAGCGGGCACCAAAGGACAUGGCACCCCCCCUCGCUCACCCUUCAUGGCCGGAAGGGGCAAUCGAGCGGGGUGGGAGCCGCUAG